Molecule: messenger RNA, 1734 nt
Organism: Hippoglossus stenolepis (Pacific halibut)
Lineage: Eukaryota; Metazoa; Chordata; Actinopteri; Pleuronectiformes; Pleuronectidae
Product: cytosolic non-specific dipeptidase-like
Exons: 12
Coding region: 105-1595 (496 amino acids)
Biological process (GO): proteolysis
Cellular component (GO): cytosol
Molecular function (GO): metallodipeptidase activity
Source: RefSeq, a predicted model, not a curated record
CAUUGUUACCUCGGCCAAGGAGGUGGUGGUUUUGCACCUGUUCAUUUAAUGAAGGAUUACGCAAAAGCUACUGAACAGAUUUCCAUAGAAAUUCAGUAGAAAGGAUGGGACGUGAGCCAUUUUUUAACUUCCCUGGAACAUUGCGUAAACUCCUCCAGUCGCUGGUAAAGAUGGCUUAUCUUCCAAAGCUCUUCAAGCAUGUGGACGAACAACAGGAGACGUAUGUGCAGCGUCUUGCUGAUUGGGUGGCAGUCCAGAGUGUGUCUGCUUGGCCAGAGAAGCGUGGGGAGAUCAAGAAGAUGAUGGAAAUGGCCGCCAAGGAAAUCAAGAGACUGGGGGGCGAAGUGGAGAUGGUGGACAUUGGCAAACAGACGCUUCCUUCUGGAAAGGAGAUCCCCCUCCCCCCUGUCAUCCUGGGGCAUUUGGGGUCAGACCCUUCUAAGAAGACUGUGUGCAUCUACGGCCACCUUGAUGUCCAGCCAGCCAAGAUUGACGACGGCUGGGAUACUGAGCCUUUCACUCUGGUGGAGAAAGAUGGUAAGCUCUACGGAAGAGGUUCUACUGACGACAAGGGUCCAGUAUUGGCCUGGUUAAACUGCAUUGAUGCCUACAAGCAGAUCAAGCAGGAGCUUCCCGUCAAUAUCAAGUUCUGCUUCGAGGGGAUGGAGGAGUCUGGAUCUGAGGGCCUGGAUGAGCUGCUGGUAUCUCGAAAAGACACCUUCUUAAAAGACGUGGACUACGUCUGCAUCUCUGACAACUACUGGCUGGGCAAGACCAAACCCUGCAUCACCUAUGGUCUGAGAGGACUCUGCUACUUCUUCAUUGAGGUGGAGUGCAGUAAGAAGGACCUGCACUCUGGGGUGUUUGGUGGCUCUGUUCAUGAGGCUAUGACCGACCUUAUUGCACUUAUGGGCUCCCUGGUCACCGGGAAGGGGGAUAUUUUGGUUCCUGGGAUAAACGAAGACGUGGCCGAGUUAACAGAAGCGGAGAAAAAGCUCUAUGAGGAUAUUGAUUUCAACGUGGCUGAGUUCUACAAAGACAUUGGAAUUGAUCAGCCACUGUAUGACACCAAGGAGGAGGUCCUAAUGCACCGCUGGAGGUACCCAUCCCUCUCUCUUCAUGGUAUCGAGGGAGCUUUCUCUGGAUCAGGAUCCAAGACUGUUAUCCCAAGCAAGGUCAUUGGCAAGUUCUCCAUCCGCAUUGUUCCUGACAUGGACCCCAAAGUCGUGGAGAAGAAGGUUAUCAACCAUCUGAAGGAGAAAUUUGAUGAAUUGGGAUCCCCCAACAAAUUCAAAGUGCACAUGGGCAGCGGAUCCAAGGCCUGGGUCUCUGACUACUCUCACAAGAACUUCCUGGCUGGUCGAAAGGCCAUCAAGACAGUCUUUGGUGUGGAGCCUGACCUGACCCGUGAGGGUGGAAGCAUCCCCGUCACCCUGACCCUCCAGGAGACCACAGGGUGUAACGUCAUGCUGCUUCCAAUCGGAUCCUCCGAUGAUGGAGCUCACUCCCAGAAUGAGAAACUCAACAGAUCCAACUACAUUCAGGGAAUCAAAGUGCUGGGUGCAUACUUUCAAGAGAUUUCCCAGCUCAAAUGAAGUCACGUCUCAUCAUGAAAAAUGGAAAAUAACGUCCAUCCUCACUAUCAGAGCUGUGUAUAUUUGUGGUAUUGACUUCCAUAGGAAAUGUUUUAUACACACCAGCUCCUUAAAAUAAAAGUGUUUCUUUAUUUCUGUC